UAACAAAAAAUUCUUAACAUAAGGGUCGCUAGAAGGUUAUUUUAUUAUGAAUCAAGUGCCUAUUAUAGCUGGUCAUAAUGAAGGAACAAAUGUUGUACCUGACAGAAAUUGGAGGAGUACUUUAACGGCAUCAGAGAAACAUGCAAUUAUAUUUCAUCUGGUUUCAGCACUGCGGGCGGUAUCAUCUAAUGUUUCACAGGAGCAUUUGAUUGCUAUUGUAAAUGCUUUUGAAAAACAAGCAUAUGAAAAAGCCAACAGCAAAACGGAAUAUAUUAAUAUUUGUAAUAAUAAAUUGAUGUAUAUUAAAGGAAGCGCUGCAGCAAAACAACAUUUAUCACAAGCACAGAAUCAGCGGCCAACAAUGUCGUUUUUUCCUCAGAUUCCAUGUCAACAGAUUGUUUCAGGACAGAUGAAAGCGUUUGAAAUGCCAGGGACAUCUAAUUUAGUAUCUCCAUCUUUUACACAUUCACCUCGAAUGUCUCGACAGCCUAUGAGUUCACACUCCCAAUUUCAACAAGUUUCACCACUUUUAAACCAGCAGAUGACUCUUCAGCAGAAACAAAUGUUAAUGAGACAAGCUUCUGUGAAUCAGCAUCUUUCAGAUCAGAAUUUAAUGCCAGGUUUAAACCAUUCUGUGAAUCAGCAGAGCCAUAUUUCGAAUUCUGCUUCUGAUCCAUUGAAACGUUCACCAUAUUCUGUUCCUCAACAAAAGGCAUCGCAAAUUCAACAAAUGUUAAAUCAAUUACAGACACAAAAUAAUCAGCAGCAAAUUCCGAAAUAUAUGUCUCACCAAGCAUGUGUUUCUCAAGGGCUAGAUGAGAGGCAUCAGACACUUAAUCAACAGAAGAUUCAUAUGUCUCCACAAACAGAUAUUUAUCAGCAAUGUGUUGAUAAUCCUUUACUUAAUUCUUCCAAUGUAAAUUUGCAAAAACUUUUAGCACUGAAUCAGGCUAUUCAAUCUCAAAACAAACAAAUUAAUCAACCUAUUUCUCAAAAUAAACAGUUGCUUUCUAAUCAAACAUUACAAAAUUUUUUGUCACAGGUGCAGGCACCUGUGCAGCAAGUAGUUAAUCAACAGGCGCAAAAAAUGCCUAGCCAGGUCAUAGGAUCCUUUAUGCCUUCUCCGGAAUUUAAAAAGAAAAUGGAUCCUUAUUUGAACCCUUGUAAUUAUCUUAUUCCACAACGUAUUUUGUCUCAGUUUCCGGAAUUACCUACUAAUGUUUAUACAUGGAGCCAAGUUGCAGAACUUAUAAGAAAUCAAAGACUAAGUCCCGAACAAGUAGCUCGUGUUCAUGAACUUUUUUAUCAGCAUGCAUUAUAUCUCCAAUUGCAUUAUCAACAAAUUCAACAUAUGUCUAAUCAAUCUGUUAACCAAUUUCGACCUCAGCCUCAACUUCAGCCUACAUCUCAGCAUCAUUCUGUAAAUCUAAGUCCGCAGAUUCAGCAACAAAUGCGGAAGAUUCCAGUGCACCAAAUGCAACAAAUAUCAAAAGGGAAUGUUUCUUCUGAAUUUUUACAGCCUGAAUGGUUUUCUGAGGCUUCAAAUUUUCCUACACAAUACCCGUGCUCUUUUUCUCCUAAUGUUAAUGUUUCUUUAAAUAAUCAAACUUCUCAACAAUUGCAGUCUCAGUCAAUUGAUCAGUUAUUAACUAUGGUUCAAUGUGAUAAUACUUCAGGAUUAAAAAAGAAAGCAAGGGCUUCUGUAAAAGUUAAAAAGAAAGACGAUAUUAGGCCUGUUAAUGAUCAAUCACCUGUGUCACGAACAUCUAAUAUGGCUUCAGUAUCUACUCAUAAUCAGCAACCCGCUCAGAUUCGACAAGAUUCUCCCAAAAAUCAACCUGAUAUUUCUAUUGUUCAAAGGAUUUUAAUGUGUGGUGGUAAAGAGGCAAAUAUACAAAUGACUACUCGUCUUAGACAAAUUCAAAAUGAAGUGGAAAGAAAUGGUGUUAAGUGUAUUCCAUUAAACGAUCUUACUCAGAUUCAAAAACAACAAGUUUGUGAAUUGAUUGCAGAAAUGAGUCAAAUGUAUCAUCGAAUUGAUAUGCUUUUGCCUUUAUUUAUGAUUCUAAGUUGGAAUGAAUCUGCUAUUAUGCAAUUGCUGCAAAUGAAAUUAAUUUAUAAGAAUCAGCUUGAUGUUUUGCCUCAAGGAAUUUAUUUAUGUUAUCCCUCUCAGCUUAUUAAAAUCAAAAAAAUGAUUUCUGAAUAUUUUAAAUUUGUAAAAAUUAGUGUUCAAGCAAUUCAGAAACAAAUUGAAAAUGGGAAAUCCUUGCCAGAUAAAAUACCGAUAAAUCUUUCUGAAAUAGAUCCGAAUAUUUCUAGUUUUCAACCCUUUUUGGUCGACUUUUCUUCUUUAGAGGCAUCUAAUGAAGCUUCGUUAUUAAAACCAUUAAAAACUGAUAUAAAAAUUAAUGCAAAAGUUGAUAAUCCAGAAGAAGUUUUGAUAAAUGAGAAUAGGUUUGGCGUUGCUAAUAAUUCUGAUGGAAUUGACGUACAAAAUCGAGAAAAUAGUAUUUCCAAUUCUUUUGAUAAGGCUGAUUCUCAAACUUUUGAGUUACCUAAAGAUUCUUUUGAUUCUCAAGAAAAUAAUAAAAUUAUAGAAGAUCCAUUGGAUUACCCCGUUUUGAAUGUAACAAAUGUUUUAGAGACAGAUGACGUUAAUAUGAUUUUCUCAAUGGAUAAGUCAUCACUUCUUAAUGAGGAAAAAAAUAUGGAUGUUUUAUCUAAUAAAUUUGGAUCAGAAAUUAUUUCUAGUCUUGUAACAAAAAUUCCUCAAUCUCUUACGAAUAUUCCCUCGAAUCAAUUUUCAGGAAAAGUGCAAAAUGAUUCUAAUAAUAAUAAUUCUGCUAUUGAAAAUGAUAAAUCAUCUUCUGAUUUAACUAUGAAUUUUCUCGAAAAUGAAAAAUUAUUUUCCCCAGAAACAUCUUUUCCAUUAGUUACUUCAGAUGUUUUGGAUACUGAAAAAACAUUGAAUGAUUCAGAUUUUGAACAAUAUCUUAAUUCGACUUUUAGUGAUAAAUUUUAUGAAAAUAAUACAUCAAAUUUUGAUAAAUUGCAAGAAAAAAAUGUUGAGUCUUUAUUCUUUAUUGAUGAAACAAAUGUGGGAAAUGGUCUUAGUGAAGAGUUGGAAUGGGAUUUUGGGGUAUCUGAUAUCGGUUCUUUUAAAAUAAAAGAUUUUUAUGCGUCAAAUAAUGAGAAUAUAUGGAAUGAAGAGCUAAAGACCGAAGAUUUAUCUACUAUUGGCUUAGGAAUUAUAGCUAAUGUUUAUUAGUUAUGUCUAUUAUCAACAUUUAUAAUUGAAUAUGCAAACGUUUGC
This is a messenger RNA of Pneumocystis carinii B80, 3313 nucleotides long. RefSeq lists its product as hypothetical. Gene Ontology annotation, cellular component: mediator complex. The transcript is spliced from 8 exons. Gene Ontology annotation, molecular function: transcription coregulator activity. The record is from RefSeq and is a predicted model, not a curated record. Bases 47 to 3268 code for a protein of 1073 amino acids. Lineage: Eukaryota; Fungi; Ascomycota; Pneumocystomycetes; Pneumocystales; Pneumocystaceae. Gene Ontology annotation, biological process: regulation of transcription by RNA polymerase II.